AUGGCUCUAAAAGCGCUAAAAUGCCGCAAAUCAAAACGCCAGAAAUCCUCCCUCCGGUACAAGGUUAUCAAGAAGAUAGCCGAUAGCAAACGCAAGAAGCUGAAGGAGGCAAAGAAGCUGCCCAAGCUUAAAAGCAAAAAACAAAAGCUAAUCCAAGUGCCGAACAUAUGUCCAUUCAAGCGGGAAAUCAUUGCGGAAGUUGAAGAGUAUAAACAAAAACAGGAGGAACUGCGCCAACAGGACAGAGAACGGCAGAAGGCACAGCGUCAGGAAGAGUUACGCUCGAAGACGCUGCAGUCGAUGGUGGCCGAUGCUGAGAAACGACAAGAUCAAUUCAGUCCGCAGACUGGCGAGGAAGAUGAUUACGCAAACGUUUCCGGUGGUGGUGGAAAGGAAAAUUCACUGAAGGCUUACUUUAAGGAGUUUAAGAAAGUGGUCGAUGCGGCGGAUGUUGUGCUGGAAGUGGUCGAUGCUCGCGAUCCACUGGGAACUCGUUGCGCCGAAGUAGCGAAGAUCGUUCGUGAAGCACCCGGCCAGAAGCGAUUGGUAGUGAUUCUGAACAAGGCUGAUCUUGUACCGCGCGAUAAUUUGGAGCGCUGGAUGAAAUACCUUCGUCGCUCAGGGCCGGUUAUUCCGUUCAAGGCAACGACACAAGCACAGAAGUCUAACAUUGGCCACAAAAAGUUUAAAUCUGCCAAAAGCUUCGAAUGUUCGCCCUGCAUCGGUGCGGAUUUGCUGAAGGAACUGUUGGCUAACUACUGCCGUAGUGACAACAUUCGUACCUCGAUCCGGGUCGGUGUGGUAGGGUUACCGAAUGUGGGAAAAAGUUCACUGGUGAACUCUUUAAAGCGCAAACGUGCCUGUAUGGUCGGAGCAAAACCGGGAGUUACCAAGCAGAUGCAAGAGGUACAGAUCGAUUCGCACGUUAAGCUGCUGGACAGUCCUGGAAUUGUGUUCCAGCGCCCGAAAGAGCAGGACCAAAACAAAUUUUACGCCCUCAAAAAUGCACAGCGUGUUACGGAAAUUCAAGAUCCUUUUCCAUUGGCGAAUGAUAUCCUCAAGCGUGGCACAAUGAUGUACUUCUGCAAGCUGUAUGACAUUAGUGAGUUCCAUUCGACGGACGAGUUCCUCGCCAAGAAAGCCAUCCGUAUGGGUGCGUUAGCGAAGAAGGGUGUACCGGACGUUAAGAAGGCGGCACGCUGUCUGAUAGAGGAUUGGAACAGUGGCAAGAUCAAAUACUGCACCCAGCCACCCGAGGAUAACGCGGACGAGGUGCAUCUCGAUGCACAGCUCGUUACGUCCACGGAAAACGUGCCCGAGCUGGAUCUCGAUCAGCAGCUCGAUGCUAUCGUGGAACAGCUGGGCAAUCAGUAUGAGGCAAGCUUCAACAUGAAGGAUGGCGACGGUAUGAAGGUGGGCAUCAAGAAGGAGGAUAUUCUUACGAUGGAUGUUGACACGGGCGGUCCAGUUCAUAUGAAACUGGCAAAAAGCGAUCAGCUGCCGGUUUUAUCAAACGAAGGAACAAUUAUUGAACGGGACGAUGCUAUGGAGGGUAAAACCGGCGAUGGCAAGAGCCGCAAACGGAAGGUGAACGAUUACGCGGAGGAGGAGAAAAAAUUCCGAAAAGAUCCGAUGUUUUUGCUGGAGGGAAAUCAAACAGCAAACCGAAACAAGAAGCAAGAGAUGAAGAAACGCAAAAAGCAACAGAACAAGUUGACCAGCUCGGUCAAGGAAGAAAAGGAAACGUACGAUUUUGAUGAUGAUUACGGUAUGGAAGAUCAAGAGUAG
Messenger RNA from Anopheles maculipalpis, 1788 nucleotides. RefSeq names its product guanine nucleotide-binding protein-like 3 homolog (gene Ns1). The coding region runs from base 1 to 1788 and encodes 595 amino acids. The record is from RefSeq and is a predicted model, not a curated record. The transcript has 2 exons. Gene Ontology annotation, molecular function: GTP binding. Lineage: Eukaryota; Metazoa; Arthropoda; Insecta; Diptera; Culicidae. Gene Ontology annotation, cellular component: nucleolus.